UCUUUCACCUGGUACGCUAUAAUAUACCGCUAGUGAGUCAGCACAAAAGCCAGUGUUAUGACGGGAAUUCCCGUUAGACAAAUUCGAAGAAAAGAGUUCAUUCUAAAGAAAUCGCCUUGUACAUGUUUAACCAUUAGUAAAAUCGCCCAGCACGACUCGAUGGAAACCCCCGCCGUUACCUGAAGCUCCACCGUAGGCGCGCCGUGUCGUGUCAUGCGGAGAUUAAACGACGACCCGUUGGACUAUUAAUAAGCUGCAGCUAAAACAUUUUGUCACAGUCACAGACUCCUUCACGUAAUACACAAGUCUUUCUCAGACGAAACCAGAAUAUGUGAAAUGGAAUAAUGUCCUGGUCCUCGUCUUCCUCCUCAUUUAAAUCUAUGUCCUCGGCUGCGUCCAGGGCUCACAACAAACGGGUACUGGAGAGUUUGCGAAAAGGAGACAGAGUGCAGUUCAAGAGAUCCCUUUAUUCUCACUGGGGUGUGUAUAUCGGUAGCGGGAAAAUAAUACACCUUACUAGACGAAAUGCUGAAAGAGGUGGUCCCAAGGGCGUGGUGCGCGAAGACGAUUUUUGGGAUGCUGUUGGAGGCGACUGCGCUUACAAAAAUAAUUCCAGGGACAAUAAAAGCAGGCCUCUUCCUCCGGAUGAGAUUGUCAAAAGAGCCAAGUCAAUGCUUGGGGACGCAGGAUACAAUCUUUUGAAGGACAACUGCGAGCAUUUUGCCAAUUGGUGUCGAUACGGCGAAACAGAAAGUCAGCAG
This is a messenger RNA of Aplysia californica (California sea hare), 761 nucleotides long. Its product is annotated as phospholipase A and acyltransferase 2. Lineage: Eukaryota; Metazoa; Mollusca; Gastropoda; Aplysiida; Aplysiidae. Gene Ontology annotation, molecular function: glycerophospholipid phospholipase A1 activity; A2-type glycerophospholipase activity. Gene Ontology annotation, cellular component: cytoplasm. The record is from RefSeq and is a predicted model, not a curated record. Gene Ontology annotation, biological process: N-acylphosphatidylethanolamine metabolic process.